This is a messenger RNA of Bombus terrestris (buff-tailed bumblebee), 2931 nucleotides long. RefSeq lists its product as uncharacterized. The record is from RefSeq and is a predicted model, not a curated record. The transcript is spliced from 6 exons. Bases 1713 to 2756 code for a protein of 347 amino acids. Lineage: Eukaryota; Metazoa; Arthropoda; Insecta; Hymenoptera; Apidae.
UCGCUACUGUUGAGAACGCUGCCGAACUCGCGACACUUAGCUGUAUACACCUAAUGGACGGCGACCAAUUAGAACACGCGAUUCGAACCCCACCGACGCACCGCCUUCCCCACGCACCGAUAUCGUUUCUCCCGAACCGAAUCGCCGCGGGAAAUCAAAGAAUUUUGCCGCUGCCGCCGAGGCUUCCAAAUUUUUUCCUCUCCGCCCUUGCCCCCAUGCUUCGCAGCUCCGCUCCGAUUUCUCUUCGCUUCGCGCCUCGCCCACCGUCCUCCGUCUCCUUACUUUACUGUCGCGCGCCGCUCAUCCAUCUUUUUGUUUUCGCCGACACCGUAGAUAAACGUAAGCUGCGUUGCGCGAUCGCGAGCGAAAAAUUCCACAUGCGAUCCUUUUCGCGUCUACGUCUACGCGCGAACGUGUCGGCUAUCGCCUUUCCUUUGGAAAUGCCUAGACCAUUGUCCGAGUACACGCUCUUCCGACCUCGUAAGAAGCUGGCGAUUCGGUGGAUUCGAUCCUCGGAACGUCUCGAGUCGACGAAUCCGACCUGGUUAUGCGUCAUCUCGCACCAUUCUACGACAACUUAUUCCGAGCACGGACUCGAAUGCUCUCGCUUAACGAGACCUCGACGUUAAUGGGAAUCAACGAUUCCCGCGGCGUUCGCGCUACCUUGUUCGCCUCGACCUCGCCACCGAUAGGUCGACAAACUAAUGGAUCGGCGUUCGACGAUCGGAGCUUAAGGACUCCGCAAUCUCUUUCGUUCCGUUCGGUGUUUUGGCGCGUUGGUGUGCGCACGUGAUCGCGCGGCCGCGACGAUCCGAAGGAACCGGUCAGGAAAAUUCGAGGAAAAUAUCGCAAUGUUGAUUCGCCGAUGUUGAUCCGUCGAUGUUGAUCCGUCGAUGUUGAUCCGUCGAUGUUGAUCCGUCGAUGUUGACGCAGAGGCACGAGCGGUCUCGUGACGCGCCGGUUUUGCGUAAAUCCGAUGUAAUCCUUAGCACGCGUAGCUCAUCGCAAUUGCAUACUCCGGCGUUGCGUUUGGUAGGAGGGCAGCCCACCUCCGCGAGUCGACAAACGACCUGCCGCUGAUAUCAACUACUCCGUGGGCUCGGCGCACGUGUCUAUCACUAAGUCGUCACGCGAUACACCGAUGAGAGCCUCGCGCAACGCCGCAUCUCCCCUUUCUGAGAGUUGCCUAAUAACCUUCCGCCGCGUGCAUAUCAUCCUCUUUCUUUCAUUUCUACGUCGCACCAUCUUUGUCCGUCUCUACCUACUUUGUCGCUUGAACGCAGCACCGACGCGACGCGACGCUCUCUUUCGUUUCGUUUUAACCUUCCCGAUAAUCGUGUCUCGACUUAAUCGUCUAAUCGCCGAUCGCCGAUAGUUAUCUUCCACCGACCGAUUUAUCGAUUGGAAAGAGGAACCGCGUUACGUUAUGGUCUGCCUCUCGAUUUACAUCAGCCGCAUCAAGGGUACCCUUUGCCGCGACAAUUUCCACGAAGCGGCAAAUUGCCGCUGUCGCGACGAAAACACGGCACGGAGAAUCCACGACGUAUCCAUGCAAACAGCUAGCCCGUUAUUUUCGAAGCCGGUAGUUUGCGGAUAGGGCGGUUCCUCGCAAACCUUUGAAUAUUUCAAAUACAGCGAGCGUCGUCCCACGUCCGACGUCGUCGAAGGACAGUCGCGCGGUAUUUCCCGACGCUCGUUCCUCCAGCGACAUCAUGCUCUUUUUCGCUCGAGUUCUCGGUAUCGUCGCGAUCCUCGCCGGUACUCGACGAGCGGUUGCGUUCGACUCGUGGUUCGUGGACCUGAUCGACGACUCGAUCACCGUGCUGUUUCCACCUGUAAGAGUAUCGGCGCAUCUCUGUCGCGUCGACCAAGACGGCGCGAUCGAGCUUUCCAGAAGGAUGUCGAGAAAGGGUCUGGUUCACGACAUACACCGCGAGUUCCAGGGAUUCGAGCUACGAACGCGCCACGACGGCUGGGAUCAUCGAAUUUUGUACGUGGUGGAUCUGGAUUGCGACUACGCGAUUCCACUCUUACGAGCGGCAAACUCGAGCGGCCAGUUCUCAGCGCCGAUGAGAUGGCUGCUGCUUCGAGAUGGGACGAUCGCUGGGAACUCGAUGGCGCACGUGGAUCAAACGUUCAGGAAUAUGGCCGUUUAUCCAGAUAGCGAGGUGAUCGUGGCGACGAAGCUGCGAGUCGAAGAUAACUUGGCGGAAAUAACGUCCGUCUACAGGCCUAGCCCGUAUCACGGAGUUAUAACGGAGAAUCGAGGAAACUGGACGAUGGAUGGUGGCGUUCGAGCGGCGAAUCUGCACGCGGCGUCGCGACGAAGAAGGAAUCUUCGGCAGACGCCCCUGAAAUCCUGUCUCGUGCAUCGACUUUCGCGUGACCAACACCUGGGGAUAUCGACAGGAGAACGGGUCGUGGACCGGCCUCACCGGGAUGCUGCAACGACGAGAGAUCGAUAUAGGAGGCACGGGAACGUAUCUUAUUCAACAGCGUAUCGGUGUAAUCGAUUAUGUACAACUUUAUACCCGCACCAAAGCGAAAUUCAUUUUCCGCGCGCCUUUGCUGUCGACCGUGAGCAACAUUUUCACGCUGCCGUUUCAACGAUCCGUCUGGAUAGCGAUCGGCGUUUUUCUUCUGCUGGUACUUGGCUUGCUCUACUUUUCCUCCAAAUGGGAAUAUCGUCGGGGAGCAUCGGCGAAAAGCGCUGCAUAUUGGCAGCAAUUUCAUCUAGACGAACAAACGCUCAGUGAUAAUUUCAUGGUCGUGCUGGGUGCUUUUGCGCAACAAGGAUACUCUUACGAGCCGUAUCGCGUUCCCUCGCGAAUCGUCACUUUGAUGCUUCUACUCGCCGCUCUCAACCUGUACGCCUCUUACACGGCCAAUAUCGUCGCUCUGCUUCAAUCGACCACCGACUCUAUCAGAACU